Molecule: messenger RNA, 1533 nt
Organism: Cuculus canorus (common cuckoo)
Lineage: Eukaryota; Metazoa; Chordata; Aves; Cuculiformes; Cuculidae
Gene: ASZ1
Product: ankyrin repeat, SAM and basic leucine zipper domain containing 1
Exons: 13
Coding region: 116-1408 (430 amino acids)
Biological process (GO): piRNA processing
Cellular component (GO): pi-body
Molecular function (GO): protein binding
Source: RefSeq, a predicted model, not a curated record
GGUGGACUCGUGGCAGGGAGCCUACGUGGUGGCAGCGGGCGAUGAGGACAGCGACAGCGACGAGGAUGGGUGGGAUAUCGGCGUGGCGCAGCGGGAGCCGCAGGAUUUGGAUCAAAUGUUGCAGGAGGACAAAAAUGAAGCAUUAAAGAAGGCUCUUGUUCGAAGUGAUGUGCAAUUAAUUGAAGAACUAUUAAACUCUGGUAUAAACAUAGAGUCUACCUUUCAGUUUGGAUGGACUCCCCUGAUGUAUGCUGCCAGUAUGGCUGACUUUGCAGUAGUGCGUCUUCUGCUGGACAGAGGUGCUAAUGCAAGUUUUGAAAUAGAUAAGUACACUGUGCUGAUGGCAGCAUGUACUGCAAUUUCUUCAGAAGAAAACAUCUUGAAGACUGUAGAGCUACUUCUAUCAAGGAAUGCUGACCCUAACCUUAGUUGCAGGAGGCAAAUGACUCCACUGAUGUAUGCAGCUAAGAAGGGCUAUCCUAAGGUUGUUGCUCUUCUUGUUGCUAAUGGAUCACACAUAAAUGCCCAAGAUGAAAACGGAUAUUCAGCAUUAAUAUGGGCUGCACAGCUUGGACAUAAAAAUGUAGUCUUUAAGCUGCUUGAGCUGGGAGCUGACAAAAAUCUACAAACUAAGGAUGAGAAAACAGCAGCAGAACUAGCAAAACUCAAUAGACAUUUAGAGAUUUAUAGUUUACUCUCUUUGGCUGCAAAUCACUUGCAAGGGAGAUACUGUGAAAUGAUGAAGCAAGAGGCUAUCUACAGUCUUGCAUCAGCUGUCCCCGACCAGAGAACUGGUUCCUAUUCAGCUUUUGAUGACGUGGAAGUGUUUUUACAUGGUGUUGGUCUAGAACACAUAGUAGGAUUGUUGAAGGAAAAAGAUGUAACUUUAAGACAGCUUCUGAUGAUGCAAAAAGAUGACUUGAUAGAGAUUGGCAUUACAAAUCCUGGAGAUCAACAGAAACUUCUAGAUGUUACUAACGAGCUACAAGUGGAAGAAAGAAGAAUUGGAGACCUCUCUGAAGUGAUGAAGCUGGAAUUGAGUGAAGAUGAAGUCCUCACAUUUCUUCGGGACUUGAAUAAAGAAUGUAGCAAGCUGACAAUUGCUGUGCAGACCGCAAAUAAGCAUUUCCUGAAAAAUUCUCACAAGAUGGUAAUGUUGCAGUGGGCACCAACAGAGAGUUUUAUUGAAGUGUACAAAGAAUUGGUUUGCAGUAUUGAGAACUUGAGAGGAGAAGUUAUGAAACUAAAGGACCUGAUGGAGAAGCAGGAACAGAAGAAUGACCCCAGCCAAGUGAAACUUCCAGACAAAGCACACAGCUUGGAAAACAGAUUAGUAAAAAUGGGAGCAGUAGCAUUGCUUGGGUUUGUUCUUUAUUUUGGAACAAAGUUAGUAGUAAAGAAGACCUGACUUUAAGUUUAGCACUAUGAAUAGUUUUGGGAAUACUUGGUUGCAUUAUGCUUCUAUUCAGUAUAUGCAGCAGAGCCAGGCAUGUGAAAAUUUGUGUAGUUUCUCAUCGUAUCUGUAGUAUUUGC